This is a messenger RNA of Gadus morhua (Atlantic cod), 6506 nucleotides long. RefSeq names its product leucine rich repeat containing 8 VRAC subunit Ab (gene lrrc8ab). Gene Ontology annotation, cellular component: cytoplasm. The transcript has 4 exons. The record is from RefSeq and is a predicted model, not a curated record. Lineage: Eukaryota; Metazoa; Chordata; Actinopteri; Gadiformes; Gadidae. Gene Ontology annotation, molecular function: protein binding. Bases 1054 to 3435 code for a protein of 793 amino acids.
AACCGUACAGGCAUUUCUAUCCAGAAAACCGCAGCCCCCUGUUGACUUGCAAUCCUGUUGACUUGCAAUUCAGGCGAUCUUUACCUUCCCAAUAUGGCGGCGGUGUUGACGUACGAUCCAAAGACUCCUUGACAGCGUCCCUCUCGGCCCGGCGGACCUUCGACUGUCCCUAGUGGAGGCUGUAGCAACAAGCUGCUAACUGGUCAACAUAACGCUACAGACUGUUUCUGUAGCAUAUAGUUGCUAAGAACACCUCGCAGUCGAGCGCGUCGUACCGAAACAGAAUACUCCAUCCAACCCGUGGCCAUGAGAGAGGCAGGGGCCAAACAAAACUUCUGGAUCUACAGACAGAGGAUUGUCCCAACGGGGCCGGAUCUUUCCCUGGGUCACAGAUAACAUCUUGGAUCGGUGAGGUUUUACUUUCUCGCCCUCCAGUUGAAUUAGUACCGCCUCAAGCCAAUGUAAUCUAUAUACUGCUGGGAUCGUUAUCGAAAGCGAAAACAGUUUUGUUUUUUAAGGUGGGGAUCAUAACAGACAAACUCAGACCAGCUCCAGAGUGGUAACCAGCGCCAGAGGUGUGUGUGUGUGUGUGUGUGUGUGUGUGUGUGUGUGUGUGUGUGUGUGUGUGUGUGUGUGUGUGUGUGUGUGUGUGUGUGUGUGUGUGUGUGUGUGUGUGUGUGUGUGUGUGUGUGUGCGCAUGUAUUUGCGAUUGUGCGGGCGUGCCUCUGUGAAGCCGGUCUGGGAAGAGGUAACAGGCGAGUGUUCCUCGGAGACAGUGGUGGAGACAGCAGUCCCAAAGUAAACAGGAUCUCCCGCCGAAGGUCAGGGCAGGCUCGCUCAGACAAUACCCUGGGUAUUAUCCAGGGAAAUGGCUAAGAAUAGAGAACCAGGGAGUAAGGUGUGUUGUUUGGGCCGAUGGGCCAGCUGGAACAUAUUCUUGGGAAGAGUGACUCCGGCGGUUGUUUUAGUUUGGUCUGGGGCUGAUGAACUGAGACGCCAUCUCUGUCUGUGAUCGGGAGAAAUGGAGUUGUUAUGCUUGCAGACAUAUAAACCAUGAUCCCCAUCACUGAGCUGCGCUACUUUGUAGACACCCAGCCUGCCUAUCGCAUCCUGAAGCCAUGGUGGGACGUGUUCACAGACUACAUCUCCAUCGUCAUGCUCAUGAUCUCGGUGUUCGGGGGGACGCUGCAGGUCACCCAGGACAAGAUGAUCUGCCUGCCCUGCAAGUGGGUGGUGAAUCAGACCUGCAGGAGGUACUUCAACUCCUCCCACUCCACGGCCCUGGAGCCUAAGGGCAUCCAGUAUGACCUGGACAGGCACCAGUACAACUACGUGGACGCCGUGUGCUACGAGAACAGACUGCACUGGUUCGCCAAGUACUUCCCCUACCUGGUGUUGCUGCACACCCUCAUCUUCCUGGCCUGCAGCAACUUCUGGUUCAAGUUUCCCCGCACCAGUUCCAAGCUGGAGCACUUUGUGUCCAUCCUGCUCAAGUGCUUCGACUCGCCGUGGACCACCCGGGCUCUGUCCGAGACGGUGGUGGAGGAGAGCGACCCCAAGCCCAUGAAGAUGAACGGCUCCAUGGACCACAAGGAGUCGGUCAUCAGCGAGGACGUGGAGGCCAGCGUGCCCAUGCUGCAGCGGACCAAGUCGCGCCUGGAGCAGGGCAUCGUGGACCGGACGGAGACUGGCGUGCUCGAUAAGAAAGAGGGGGAACAGGCCAAGGCGCUCUUCGAGAAAGUGAAGAAGUUCCGGAUACACGUUGAGGAAGGAGACAUUGUGUACAGACUGUACGUCCGUCAGACAAUCAUCAAGGUCAUCAAAUUCAUCCUGAUCAUCUGCUACACGGGGUAUUACGUGCAAAACAUCCAGUUCAGUGUCGACUGUCAUGUGAACAUUGAGAGCCUCACCGGUUACAGCAUGUACCGCUGCGCUCACCCGUUGGCGACGCUCUUCAAGAUCCUGGCCAGUUUCUACAUCGGCCUGGUGGGGGUGUACGGGCUCAUCUCCAUGUACACCCUCUGCUGGAUGCUGCGGCGCUCCCUGAAGAAGUACUCGUUCGAGAGCAUCCGCGAGGAGAGCAGCUACAGCGACAUCCCGGACGUGAAGAACGACUUUGCCUUCAUGCUGCACAUGAUCGACCAGUACGACCCGCUGUACUCGAAGCGCUUCGCCGUGUUCCUCUCGGAGGUGAGCGAGAACAAACUGCGGCAGCUGAACCUCAACAACGAGUGGACGCUGGACAAGCUCCGGCAGCGGAUCACCAAGAACUCUCAGGAGAAGCUGGAGCUGCACCUGUUCAUGCUGAGCGGCAUCCCGGACACGGUGUUCGACCUGAUGGAGCUGGAGGUGCUGAAGCUGGAGCUGAUCCCGGACGUCACCAUCCCGCCCAUCAUCGCCCAGCUGGUGAAUCUGCGGGAGAUGUGGCUGUACCACACGCCGGCCAAGAUCGAGGCUCCGGCGCUGGCGUUCCUGCGCGAGAACCUCAAGUCGCUGCACAUCAAGUUCACGGACAUCAAGGAGAUCCCCCUGUGGAUCUACAGCCUGAAGAACCUGAGCGAGCUGCACCUGACUGGCAACCUGAGCGCCGAGAACAACCGCUACAUCGUCAUCGACGGCCUGCGGGAGCUGAAGCGCCUCAAGGUGCUCCGGCUGAAGAGCAACCUCACCAAGCUACCUCAGGUGGUGACGGACGUGGGCAUGCACCUCCAGAAGCUCUCCAUCAACAACGAGGGCACCAAGCUCAUGGUGCUCAACAGCCUGAAGAAGAUGGUGAACAUGACGGAGCUGGAGCUCAUCCGCUGCGACCUGGAGCGCAUCCCGCACUCCAUCUUCAGCCUGCACAACCUGCAGGAGAUCGACCUGAAGGACAACAACCUGAAGACCAUCGAGGAGAUCAUGAGCUUCCAGCACCUGCACCGGCUGGUGUGCCUCAAGCUGUGGUACAACCAGAUCGCCUACAUCCCCAUCCAGAUCGGCACCCUGGCCAACAUGGAGCGGCUCUACCUGAACCGCAACAAGAUCGAGAAGAUCCCCAGCCAGCUCUUCUACUGCGGCAAGCUGCGCUACCUGGACCUGAGCCACAACAACCUCACGUACAUCCCGGCGGACAUCGGCUUCCUGCAGAACCUCCAGUAUCUGGCCGUCACAGCCAACAGGAUCGAGACGCUGCCCAGCGAGAUGUUCCAGUGCAGGAAGCUCCGCACGCUGAACCUGGGGAACAACUGCCUGCAGACGCUGCCCUCGCGCUUCGGGGAGCUGACCGGCCUCACGCAGCUGGAGCUCCGGGGCAACCGGCUGGAGUGUCUGCCCGUGGAGCUGGGCGAGUGCAAGCAGCUCAAGAGGACAGGUCUGGUGGUGGAGGAGGACCUCUUCAACACCCUGCCCACCGAGGUCAAGGAACAGCUGUGGAAGGUGGACAAGGAGCAAGCGUGAACACAUCGGGGGGUUGUGUGUGUGUGUGUGUGUGUGUGUGUGUGUGUGUGUGUGUGUGUGUGUGUGUGUGUGUGUGUGUGUGUGUGUGUGUGUGUGUGUGUGUGUGUGUGUGUGUGUGUGUGUGUGUGUGCUGCCCCUCAGCAGAUCGGCUGACUCAGGCAUUGAGCGCCCUCCCCCCCCCCCCAACAGACCCCCGUUCUGAAGGGAGAUGUCUUCUUCGCAUGGCCAUACUACCUUUUAUUGCUUUCUUUUAAGGCGUGUUUUUUUUUUUUUAUUGCGCUGAAUGACGGCCGUCCGUGUGGGGUGGCUGCACGUGGGAUUUUAAACGGAAACAUUGUUUUUGGGCUGCUGAUGUCAACAGAAUUGCGGUUCUGUUAGUUUGUUUGCGUUUCCACGUAAAGAGGAAAAUACAAGCCAGGUAUUCCUCCAGACACACGGUCACCUAGCGUGAUGCUCCGAAAGUUACCCUCGAAAAUGAAGCUAUUACAGAUUUGUCGCCAGUCCGUAUAAAAGAAGUAUAAACAUACUUCUUGCAUUUGAUGGGCAUAAUCCAUUAUAUUAGCAUGUGGUCAAUUACACAGUGUAUGGUCAAUCACACCAUAUGAUGUUCUGAGAUCGAUAGAACGGAGAUAUUUCUCAUAAUCGGGUUAUUGUUCUCUUGAAUUGACUGAGUUUGGCAGAACCUCAAGAGUGCAAUGUUGAAGGAUCCUAGCGAAUAGAGAACGGACACACUCGCCUGGCCGCCCGUAAACAAAGUCGCUCCUCGGUUUCUUAGGUUUGUUUACACAGGAGGAAAACAUCCAGUCACGUGAUUAAGCAAAUUGUUCUCACUUGUAUGUGUAAUGCAAUAAUAAUCUAAAUAGUCACGUCUCCAUUUAAAGAUAUUAUUUUUAUGUUUUAUUUUAAUGAGUUUAUAUGACAAAAAGCACAUUCUUACAAAAAUAUGUUGCACGUUUCCCAAGCAGAUUGAGCACUUGAUCAGUUGCUGGUUUGAUGGCCAGUGAAUAGGCAGAGGUUAAACGUAGUCACUACAAGAGCUAACCAAUUUCUAUUCUAUACAUUUGCCUUACUCUAUACUCUUUUAGAAAGGCUUCUGUUAUGUAUGACAUUGAAUUUGUUUUUUGUUAUUAUAAUCACAGCAUUUUCUUCCUAAUUUUACUUUAAUCUGAUCUGUUGCUCAGAUUUAUUACUACUUAUUUUCACCUGCUAACGAACUCCUGAAUCUGGAAAAAUAUUAUAUAUGGAAAAUUGAGUUAUAUAUGAAACCAGUAUUAUAAAACGCAUGACAAGUGCAAUGAAAGUUGCAUUGGUGGUGAAAUGAAAUUUGCAAUAAUCGUUAUUUCAAUAACUAAGUUAUUCUGUGGUAUAUGCUAACAUGGGCCAGAGGCUUUCUCAUAGGCUAGUGAGUUCAUUUCAGAGCAUUUAUCACAACAUAUUUAAUACUCUAAACUGAUGCAUAUAAUGUUUAUGUUUGAUUCCUUUUCUUUAAAUUGAUGUGUCAUUUCUAGCUGCAGGUCUAGUCGACAUGCAUGAUACUAAUAGAUAUGGCCCGAUGCUGCAUUGGCAUCACAUUGGAAUUAUCAGAUGGACAUGCAUAGGAGAGUUGUGUCCUCAUGCUGAAAGAAAUGCACCGCAAAUUGUGUUCUCCCUGUGGCAAUAAAAGACAACUUGCAGAGCUGUCAUGUAAUGCAUAUAAAUGGCUGAAAUUUAGCUAUGGAAAUGUUUGUUUUGCAACAUUUUUUCACACUUUACACAAAUGUGCAAUAUUGCCUUUAUUAAAAAAGAGAAGUCUGAAGGUAGAAAGCGAUGUGUUUUUAAUGUUUAAUGGGUGUUCUGUUUUGCAUUUUUGAAAGUGAACAAAGAGUUGACCAGUGUUUUGAGUGCUUUGUUGGGCUGAUGUGUGUGGGAGAUUUUUUUGGGAGGCCAGGUAUCCAAUGUCAUCCGAGCAAUUAAUAUUGCAUUAACUCUCCCUGGGAGGAUCGCUAUCGUGACAUAAGGAUCUGGUCAGACAUCUGUUUGUAAGAAAUUGUUUAUUGUUGACAUACAUAUUGAAUAAACUGACAACUUUUUGAAAAAUCAAUUUGUGAAAGGUCACAAGUCGGGGCAUUUAUGAAAGAAUACCAAACUUGUCAAUAAACUGAUGACUCAUUGAAUCAGACAAUCAUAAUCCUAACCUGCAUUACUAGCGCAGAUGAGGAACGCCGAAAUCACGAAAGGUCUGGUCAGCCAAAGCUUGUACGCUGAGGUUAACCGUAAGAAAAGCCUCAGCUGGCUGGCGUAUGGAAAGCUUCAUGGAGUUACGAAAUAUAUUUAUGGUUCUGUGGUUUUUCUUCCAUGGUGUUUAAUAGAGGCAUUGUGGUUUCUGUUUGGGGAUUUUGUUACAGUCUAGGUAGGAAAUGGGAGCCAUAUCUUGUUUUAAUGACUUUAGGAUCGGAGACUGCUCACAUCUGUGAUGUUUUAAUGUCCUCUUUGACUUUGUUUCUUCAGUUACGACAGCUAUUAGUACCAGUAUUAUUGGAGCACAUCAAAAAAAAUCUCAGGAAAAUAGUUAUCAAUCUUGCCGCUUUCCUUAUUUUGCUUCUGCCUGUUUGUACCCAUCUGAUAUUUUAUUAUGUCAUUAAGUGGAACCUUUUGAUCAGUGUAAAAAUUCUGUUUUAAACAUGAAUGUUAUUUUGCAGAAAGGAAAACACUAAUAUAGCUAAAUAAUCUUUCUUUAAUGAUGUCAUUGUCGAACAAAGUAUUCAUUGAGACUUGUGGACAGGGGUCUCCUCUGUGUUGAGCACAAUGUGUGUGAGUGUUUCCUCUGCCCUUUGAAACCAUUUAUCAUAUUUAUCUUGCUCAUGAUUAUGUUUGGCAUUGUUGAAAUGUUUCCCACCACAUUUAUCAUACUUUCCAGAUUAAUAUUUUGUAGGCUUUUGUUUGCCCAAAAAGACUCCACUUUUGAUGAUGAAAAAGGAGUGGAACAAUAUUUUGUUGUGAACUCGGAUGACAGGAGAGUGAGUUGUAUGUUUGAAUUGAUGUCUCAUUUCAAUGUUACAAAAAGAAAAUAAACAAUCUCCACUAUGGCCGAA